AAAAAUUAUCUUCUAGUUCAGAUACAGAACAAGCAUCAGAUACAGAACAAGUAUCAAAUACAGAACAAAUAUCAAAUACAGAGCAAGUAUCAGAUACAGAACAAGUAUCUAUCAAAAGAUCUCAUAUUCGUAAAGACCCAAAUCAAAAUUGGUUUAAGAUAUAUCCAUGGUUAAAAAAAGUAGUUAAAAAUAAAGUUGUAUUAUUUUGCACAAUAUGUAGAGAAAGAAAUGGAAAGACAGUAUUUGCAGUAGGUACAACAAAAUAUCAGUUAGAAAGUAUUAAAAAUCACAUAAAAACAAUUGAGCACAAAGAAUCUGAAGAUCUUUCCAAACCACAACAAACAAAAAUUAUUACUAAUUUUGCAAAGCAAUUGGGUAUCGAUAAAUUAAAUAUUAUAUCACUUAUGAGAAAUGUUUAUUUUUGUGCUAAAAAUCAUCAACCUAUCAAUUUGUUUCCUAAUUUAUAUGAAUUAGUUACAACUCAAAUUCAUAAUCAUAAAGAAUAUAUUACUUCAGAUAGA
Messenger RNA from Dentiscutata erythropus, 521 nucleotides. Lineage: Eukaryota; Fungi; Glomeromycota; Glomeromycetes; Diversisporales; Gigasporaceae. The record is from the annotation of a GenBank genome assembly.